AUGGCAUCGCAGUUCAACAACGAGAAAGACAUUCCUGUCUCCAAGCAGGAGUUCCCCGGCAAGGAGCGCGACAUGCCGCAUCCCAGACCCGUCCGUGAGGAGCUGCCCGGGGCCGCUGGGGACAAGGUGGCCUACAAGGCGGCCAACAAGCUGCAUGGGAAGAGGGCGCUCAUAACGGGCGGCGACAGCGGCAUCGGGGCGGCCACCGCCGUCCUGUUCGCAAAGGAGGGCGCGGCGUCGACCAUCGUCCAUCUUCCCCAGGAGGAGAAAGACGCCCAAGACACCAAGAGACAAGUCGAGGCCGUCGGCGGGACGUGCCACCUCUUCGCUGCCGACUUGGUCGACAGGGAGAAUUGCCAACAGGCAGUUGACUUUGCCCUCGAAACGAUGGGUGGCAUCGACAUCCUGUUCAACAACGCUGCCUAUCAAAUGAUGGUGGAGGAUAUCCUCGAUUUGCCAGACGACCAGUGGGUUCAUACCUUCGACGUCAAUAUGCAUUCGUACUUUUACAUGGCAAAGUAUUCCCUCAAGCAUAUGAAGGCCGGCUCCGUCAUCAUAAACAACGCGUCCAUUAACGCGUACAUCGGGCGUGACGACUUGUUGGAUUAUACGUCGUCCAAGGGCGCAAUUGUUUCCUUCACACGGGGACUGAGCAACCAGUACAUCUCGAGAGGCAUCAGGGUGAAUGCUGUGGCACCGGGUCCAGUCUGGACUCCGUUGAUCCCGGCUACCAUGAGCGAGAAGGCGCAAAAGGAGUUCACCAGUCCCAUGGGUCGACCAGCACAGCCGUCCGAAAUCGCAAGCUGCGUCGUGUUUCUCGCCUCCAUGGACAGCUCUUUCGUGAGCGGCCAGACCCUGCACUGCAACGGUGGUGUUGUCGUCAAUGGCUAG
Molecule: messenger RNA, 891 nt
Organism: Metarhizium album ARSEF 1941
Lineage: Eukaryota; Fungi; Ascomycota; Sordariomycetes; Hypocreales; Clavicipitaceae
Product: 3-oxoacyl-(acyl-carrier-protein) reductase
Exons: 4
Coding region: 1-891 (296 amino acids)
Molecular function (GO): oxidoreductase activity
Source: RefSeq, a predicted model, not a curated record